Messenger RNA from Gryllus bimaculatus (two-spotted cricket), 485 nucleotides. Lineage: Eukaryota; Metazoa; Arthropoda; Insecta; Orthoptera; Gryllidae. The record is from the annotation of a GenBank genome assembly.
GCCGUCACCGCCGCCGCCGCCGCCGCCGUCGUCGCUGCCGUCGCCGCCGCCGUCGUCGCUGCCGUCGUCGCUGCCGUCGUCGCUGCCGUCGCCGUCGCCGUCGCCGCCGUCGCCGUCGCCGCCGUCCCCGCCGUCGCCUUUCUUAAAACUCCUGAAUCCCUUGGUUGUCACCUAAAGCAGCUUCUUAUGGAAGCUGAAAGAAAAGUGUAAGAAUUAGGUGGUGGCCUUCUGUCUAUUGAAGAUACAUCUUGUAACAAUAAUAAUAAUAACAACAAUACUAGAGCAUCAUUUAGUAUUAUCAGCAGUCAUGAUGCUUCUGCAACAAUGACUGGCUGCGGAGGUGGAGCGGAAGCUGCCGUUGACAAGCAGCUACUGCUCUGGGGGAGAUGAGCUAAAGGAAUAAAGAAAAUGUUAUUAGGUUUUAAUUAAGCAAGUACGUGAGCCUGCAUUGUAUGAAAUGAAAAUAUAGUGCACAAGGAAAGUCU